Messenger RNA from Brassica napus (rape), 2317 nucleotides. Its product is annotated as 5'-nucleotidase domain-containing protein 4. Lineage: Eukaryota; Viridiplantae; Streptophyta; Magnoliopsida; Brassicales; Brassicaceae. The record is from RefSeq and is a predicted model, not a curated record. Gene Ontology annotation, molecular function: 5'-nucleotidase activity. The coding region runs from base 385 to 2121 and encodes 578 amino acids. The transcript is spliced from 16 exons.
ACGAACGGAGAAAUGGCGGAGACGGGGGAGUAAGUGUAUAAGGUUUACGUAAUGGUCUUUAUUUUUAAGGCCCGGUUAAUCUAGGUUUAAAGCCCAUUAACUCUGCCCGAGAUCAGAAAGCCACAACCACGCUUUUUUCCCUUUGAUCUUCAUGCGCCACGUGGCAAUCUCUUCUUCGGCAAUACCUAGUUGAUAAACAAAAAGCAAAAAACAAAUAAAUCAAACUAAGACGGAAUGAAUAUUGUUGGUGGAUUAUCGGUAAAUGUUGAGCGUUUAUAUUCAAAUCUACUUUUUCUUGUUUGACGCCGUAUUCUCUUUCUGGGGAAUAUUAGUCGUUUCCUUUUCCAUGCCUAUAUUAUUUAUACCCUAUCAUCCACCAUCACCAUGCUUCUCAACAAGCGUCAUUUCUCUCUCUGUGUCUCUCUGUUCUCUUCUUGUGCACAAAGACAGUUACUCAAUUCUUCUGCUGGGACAAGUCAUAUCUGUUUCAAAAGUUCAAUGGAAGAACAAAGAGCUAGUGGUCUUACGGACAGCGUGGUGCAGUUUCACAAUGUGGGAUCAAGGGACGGAUGUGAAGCUCCCCAUAAGUGGUCAUCCAAUGGAGGAGGAAAGAAAAUCGACGUAAGAAACCAGAUCUUCUGCAAUAGAUCUUUGAACAUGAAGAAUAUCAUUGCCGUAGGCUUUGAUAUGGACUAUACUCUGGCCCAAUAUAAGUCCGAAACUUUUGAGUCCCUUGCAUAUGAAGGCACUGUCAGGAAGUUGGUAUACGAUUUGGGGUAUCCAAGAGAGCUGUUGGAAUGGACAUUUGAUUGGAACUAUAUGGUUAGAGGGUUGGUUCUAGACAAAAAGAAAGGAAACAUCUUAAAGAUGGAUCGCCAUAAGUACGUGAAGGUGGCUUACCAUGGGUUUAAGGAGCUCUCUAAGCAGGAAAAAGUUGAUGUCUAUGGCACUAGCCUAGUACGAGAUUCUUUUGAUGAGCCUGACUAUGCUCUCAUAGACACUCUCUUCUCUUUGGCCGAAGCCUAUCUCUUUGCCCAACUCGUUGACUUCAAAGAUAACAACCCUGAUAAAAUCCCCAAGGACGUUGAUUAUGCUCGCAUGUAUAAAGAUGUCCGGUCUGCUGUUGAUAUGUGCCACCGUGAUGGUACUUUGAAGCAGAUGGUGGCAAAGGACCCUAAUAAGUAUAUCAACGAGGAUGCUACCAUUGUACCUCUGAUAAAAAUGAUAAGAGAUUCCGGACGCUCAACAUUCUUGGUGACCAAUAGUUUGUGGGACUACACAAAUAUUGUGAUGAACUUUCUCUGUGGAGGCCGCACUGUACAUGGUCCUGAUACUUGCAACUUUGACUGGCUCCAAUACUUUGAUGUUGUGAUCACUGGCAGUGCAAAACCUGGUUUCUUCCAUGAGGAGAGCCGUGCCAACCUUUUUGAGGUGGAACUUAAGUCAGGGAUGCUGAUCAAUACGGACAAUGGAACACCUAUGGCCAGGGGCAUUGGAGAUCCUUCACCAAAAAUUCCACUGAAGAGUAAAGACAAAGCGUGUCAAGUUUUCCAAGGUGGAAAUGUUGGUCAUCUUCACAAUUUGCUCUCCAUCGAGUCAAGUUCUCAGGUCCUUUACGUUGGCGAUCACAUAUACGGUGACAUCUUGCGCAGCAAAAAAGUCCUCGGGUGGAGAACUAUGCUGGUUGUACCGGAACUUGAAAAGGAGGUUGAACUUCUGUGGGAGCUUAGGGACGCGCGUAAGGAACUAAUUUUGAUGAGGAAUGAGCGUGACUCAGUGGAAGACAUGAUCCACCACUUGAGCUGGUCUCUGAAGUUUGAAGAUAUCAACGAGAAAGACAAGCAGGAAAUGCUAUCAACGGUUAAGGACUUAGUGUGUAAAAGAGAUGAAGUACGACUAAAUCUUCAAGAAGCUCAAAGAGAAAGCCACAAAAAGUUUCACAAUGUCUGGGGGCAAUUAAUGAAAACUGGUUACCAAAGUUCUAGAUUUGCUCACCAGGUGGAGAGAUUUGCAUGCCUAUACACGAGCCAGGUCUCUAACCUGCGGUUAUACUCCCCAGACAAAUACUACAGGCCAAGUGAGGACUUCAUGUCCCACGAGUUCCACCUUCUUCCCCUUUGAUUUGAUCCGAUCAGUGAGAUAGCUAAAGAAAAGACCAUCUGAAGUCAAGAGAGUAUUAUCAAAGUGAUUGUUUGAUUUGGUUGGGUGCUUAUUUUUGCACAAGCUCCCUUUAUCUCUUCUUUUACUCAUUGCAUUUUCAAUUUCACUUUGGUACGAACUACAAGUUUAAGAUUCUAUUGGAAACGUUUUCUUUUUA